Molecule: messenger RNA, 3577 nt
Organism: Pelmatolapia mariae (spotted tilapia)
Lineage: Eukaryota; Metazoa; Chordata; Actinopteri; Cichliformes; Cichlidae
Gene: mpi
Product: mannose phosphate isomerase
Exons: 9
Coding region: 100-1368 (422 amino acids)
Biological process (GO): carbohydrate metabolic process; GDP-mannose biosynthetic process
Cellular component (GO): cytosol
Molecular function (GO): mannose-6-phosphate isomerase activity; zinc ion binding
Source: RefSeq, a predicted model, not a curated record
GUUGAAUUACUCAAAUUUAAAAAAACAAACAAAAAAAACCAAACGCAUCUGCCACGUUCGUCGUGACGUCACCAGCAGCCGUCAGUCGACGUCGCAGACAUGGAGGAAGUGAGAGUGUUUCCCCUGACCUGUGCUGUGCAAAAUUAUGCAUGGGGCAAGGUUGGACUGGACAGCGAGGUGGCCAAGCUGGUGAUUGGCGGAGAUGCACUUGCUGUCGUAGAGGCUGAUAAACCUUAUGCAGAGCUGUGGAUGGGCGCUCACCCAAAAGGUGACGCCCAGAUUAAGGACAACAGGAUCGCACAGACCACCCUGGGCCAGUGGAUUGCCCACUUCCCUGCAUGUCUGGGCUUAAAGGUGAAAGACACCUUCCAGGGUCAGCUGCCUUUCCUCUUCAAAGUUCUCUCGGUCAACACGGCUCUGUCAAUACAGGCCCACCCCAACAAGGAAUUAGCCACUCGACUACAUGCUCAGUUUCCGGAGCACUACCCAGACACCAACCACAAACCUGAGAUGGCCAUUGCUCUCACCCGCUUCGAAGGCCUCUGUGGCUUCAGACCAGUGGAAGAGAUCCUGGAAUUUCUUGAAAAGGUCCCAGAGUUCCACACUCUGGUGGGUCACGGGGCAGCACAAGAGCUGCGGGCCAGCGUGGGAGAUGCAGACCGUACGAGCCAGGCGCUGAAGAGGUGCUUCACCAGGAUGAUGGAUUGGGAGAAGAAGGUGGUGGUAGAGAACCUCAACGAGCUGGUGAAAAGGGUCACGGAAGACGCUGCAGCUGGAAAGGACACGUCAGGCAUCAAUGGUGACCUGUUGCUCCGUCUCCACUCUCAGUACCCUGGAGACAUUGGCUGCUUCUCAAUCUACUUCCUCAAUCAUGUGGUCCUGAAUCCAGGCCAGGCCAUGUUCCUGGGAGCCAAUGAGCCUCACGCUUACCUUUAUGGAGACUGUAUUGAGUGCAUGGCCUGCUCAGACAACACUGUGAGGGCCGGACUGACACCCAAAUACAUCGAUGUUAACACGCUCUGUGAGAUGCUGAACUACAGCCCCGCCCCCGCCUCCUCGAAAAUCUUCCCGUGUCUUCAGGACCCCUCUGACCCCUGCGUGUCCAUAUACAACCCGCCCGUGCCAGACUUCACUGUCAUGAGGAUACAGAUCCCAGCCUCAGUGAAGCAGUACAAUAUUGCUCCAGUCGACAGCGCCAGCAUCCUCCUGGUCAUUGAAGGUGAAGCCACGGGAACCUCGCCUGCCGCUCUCUCUGACCUCACACUGACGCGGGGCAGCGUCCUGUUUGUCUCGGCCAACGAGAGCGUCUCUCUACACAUCACCUCGCAGUCGGGGAUGACCCUUUUUCGAGCCUGCUGCCUUCUGUAGUUGUGGGCCGUUCUUGGGCAUUUUGGGGCAUGGGGUCCUGUCCUCAGCUUGUGCUGGGAUGGCUGGCAUCUGGCCAGGUCAGCUCCCUGUUGCAUCUGGUCCUCUGAGUCUCGUCCCUUUGGCCAUCAGGGAUAAAUCUGUGGCCUCACUCUUCCUUCUACGGGGUUUCCCUGGGUCGUGCGGUCUUGGGUCUUCAGUACUCUACUUGUCUGCUCCUGGCUAACAGGGGAUGUUGCUGCGAAUUGUUGCCCUCAUUAUCAAGAACGUUUUGCGUUGUGCUAAUCUGGAUGUAUCAAAGAACUUUUGCACUGGACAUUUUCUUCUUCUUUUCUUGGGAAAUCAAAUGUGUUUGGCACAACAGCUGAAGCUGUCGGACAGGACGGGUAUUGAGACUGUCUGAGGGUAUAUAGAGCUGAACGGGUAAACUUCACUUUGGGGAAAAAAGGGAGGGAAUUCAUGCAACCUAAUGGACUUUUACACGAUUUUCAAAUUUUGAAAUUACUCUGACAUGUUUCCAGCUAUUGGUUGUACUCCUCAUUGUCCUGUUAGCUGUUAGUAGCAUAGUAACUUGAAGUGUUACAUUAGGAAGGGUACCUGGCAUAAAAACUGUGCCAAAUCAAAUACUCAGAUCCAUCCGCUGUGGCAGCAUCUUGGGGAAAAAAAGAAAGCAGCUGUAAAUACCUUAUUCAACAGUUUCCAAUGUGCAUGAAUUCACGCAAAUAACUCACGGCAAUACUUCACUUUGUCUUUGGUGUGAACGCAAAAAAAACAAAAAAACAAGGUAUGAACCUUGUAGUUUGGGAGAAUUGUUACACCUCAAGAAUCAUAAAUGCAUACCGAGUCAAACAUCUUGUUUGUCAACUAACAAUUAACUAAACCUGCUUUAAGGUACUUAUUGUAAUUUCCUCUGUUUUAAAAGUGUUUUUAACACCUUUUAAAGUUAAAUGAAGCUUUCAGCAGAAUGUAAAUAAUUGAUCGGCAUGACUUUACGUCCAAAACAUUGAUAUAUUUUUUGUUGAAGAGAUAUAAAGAGAACCUUAAUCAGGGCUGGACGGCAAUUUUGUGUAAUAACAAUUUGUACCACAAGAUGGUGCAUCAGCGUAACCUUUGUUUAACCAGGCAAGCCAUUAGAACAUUGUUUUUACAAUGGCAUUUACUGGUGAAAUACUGGCCCCUGGUGAUAAAGGUUUUAGUUAACAUUUGCUGCAGUUUAAUUACAAAAAGUACCUUUAAAAGAUUUUUUUUGUCUUUUUGUACAGUUGUACAACAAAAUGCUGCAUUGAAUUUUAUACCUUAUUGUAUUGGAGACAGAUUUUUUUGACUGUUGUUUGUAACGAUUAAUCAGCACGUGACGAUACAUAUGAAGUAAAUGGUUUUACAUGUUUAUUAUAAUAGCUAAACAGGUUUCUUUUCCUAAAAUAUAAUCUCUUUUGGUGACCACUUUACAACAUGUUGGUGCAGUAGUAAUAGUAGAUUAUUUCAGUAAUGGUGCAAACUUCUGUGUAACGUUCCGGUUCUAGUACCAGGGUCGAUCUGAAUUCACUCAAUAAUGAUGUGCACUUUCUUCUUGUAGUAGUUUUUAUAGGCUCUCAACUCAAAUAUUCAAUGAUAGGUCCUCUAUCAGCCUGCCAACCUACCACUGAACAUGUUUUUCAGAGUGAGUGAAGCCCUGUUAAUGCUUUAUUAUCACGCUUGUGAUGUAGGUUGAUUGUUCCCAGUGCAGAUGUGGUAAACCUUUAGUUGUUUGCUGUUUUUUUUAAAAAAAGAGUACUAAGAAGGAUGUGAAGUUAUUUUUUAGAUCACUUUUCUUGAUUACCUCAAAUCAUCCUUCUGUAGCUCAAAACACUGUUAACGAAUCAUCUCUUGUUUGCCAUGUUUUCAUGUUAUCUUUGUUUUGUGGAGUACUGUAUUUAAUGUAACUUCUGAUUUAAUGAUCACACACCUUUUUGUUGCCGAUCUUGCUGUAAGUCACGUUUUCAUUUGAAUACUGGACACCUGAAGUUUGUGGUUCUUUUUUCCUUACUAUAAACUAAUGACUUUCAAAUACAGUUUGGGAGAUUACUGCGUUGUUUUCUUUCUUUUAUGGGAACAUUUACUAGAAUAUGUCUGUAGUUAGGGCAUGGUUGAGUAUUUUUGAAUGUGGUGAUGCUGUAGCAUGGGACUGCAGAGAACAUGUAUGUAAAAACGGUUUAAUAAAGCCAGGUUCUGU